This is a messenger RNA of Monopterus albus (swamp eel), 843 nucleotides long. It is a transcript of the gene cunh1orf74, whose product is annotated as chromosome unknown C1orf74 homolog. The transcript has a single exon. Lineage: Eukaryota; Metazoa; Chordata; Actinopteri; Synbranchiformes; Synbranchidae. The record is from RefSeq and is a predicted model, not a curated record. The coding region runs from base 12 to 803 and encodes 263 amino acids.
UUUCUGCAGCUAUGUCCACUCAGGAGCUCUUUGUUGCUGCAGCUCGUAAAUGUCUGUGUAUUGGUAGAAAAUCUCUUUCUGGUCUUCACAGUCUGGACCUGGCUGCUCAGGUCUUGGCUGUUGAUUUGGGGCUGAAACCUGCUCUUCUGUAUGACAGUAAUGGCGCUCGUGUAGAGCAGGUGCAGCAGUAUUUGAGUUUGCUGCAGUCUUCUCAGCUUGUGUCUAAAUCACUUCUCACAUUGGAUUUGAAUGGAAACACCCUUAUUGUUAAUCCAGUUACAGUAAUAUCAAAUCUAGAACAGGUGCUUUGUGAUAGUCAUGUGGCUGUGAUUGAUGUCUGCUACUCCCUGGAGAAGCCCACAAUCACUAACCCUCUCACAGCAGAGCUGAAAAACAUGACACAACAUUUACUGCUUCUUCUAAGAGGAUUUGAAGAAGUGAGGGAGGCUGAGAAACCCCUUUAUCUUGGAGAGGAGUGUGAAGAAUGGAACCUUUGCACACUCUUUGGUCUUUUAUUGGGUUACCCCGUCACCUACUGGUUUGAUCAGACCAAGAGUUUUGAAAACUGUCUGUCUAUGACUCCCCUGAUGGUGACUACAGCUGCAGCAACAUGGCAGGCAGACACUGCAUGUCACAGAUGUUGUCUGUACUCAUUCAGCAUCCCAGCAGUUCUACAUGAAGAGACGCAGCCCAACCUGGAGUCCUGGAGGAGUCGUUUACAAGAAAGAUUUCAGCAGCAAAAUGUCCUGCAGGAUCUCACUGUUUGUCAAACCAUAGCCACUCUGCCCUCAGUCUGUUUGUGAUGCUGACAGUUUGUCUUUACAAUAAACCACUGUGGAAUAA